AUGUUUCGUCGAAAAAUGCAACUUGGGUUUCUUGAUACAAUUGCACUAUCGAAUGCCGCGCGAAGCAUCGGCGACAACGAACAAGCUGUUCCUGAUCAAGAAGAUUUGAAAAUGAAAAUUAUCGAUUGGAGUGGAUCGAUUCGGGGCGCAAUCACAGACAAUCCAACAUUUUUACCGGAGACAGAUGACGAAGAAGAUGCUAUUGCGAAAGAAAAAGAAGGAGAUUUUGUUCAACGGGACAAAGAAAUUUGGCAUCAUCGCAAUGGAGCGGCUCUUCAACGACAGAAACAGGCCGAAAAGAUGCUCGAAAAAUCUAAAAACAGAUUUGGUGCUGUUGAGGUCGGACAAACUGUUCGUUUGCCAAUCGAUGCAGUGGAUCGUCCGAAAAUCGGCCAUUCAACGCUCUUCGGUGUCGUCAUGGAAGAAAACCAGGGAUUCUAUCAAAUCGGCACCGCCAACGGUAUUCUACAGCAAAGAUUGACAAGGAAUCAAUUUGAGCCCGCCAAUAAUAACUUCCUUUCGUUCGAAGAAGUGCCA
Molecule: messenger RNA, 537 nt
Organism: Mesorhabditis belari
Lineage: Eukaryota; Metazoa; Nematoda; Chromadorea; Rhabditida; Rhabditidae
Source: the annotation of a GenBank genome assembly